UCGACGACUGACAAGGUAAACGCACUUUGUCAAUGUGCAGGCGUCCAGCACCGACAUCGUUUGCGAGCGUCGGGUGUUGGCUACUCUCAGCCCCGUCACCCACCGCGCCGUCACCGGCCGCUUCGCGGCGUGCGAAACGCUCGCGUCUCCGCCACCGCUGGCCACCUCCGCGUUUCCCUGCGCCGCCACCAGGGGGACGCUUGCGCCUUGCCCCCUGGCCUGA
Messenger RNA from Emiliania huxleyi CCMP1516, 223 nucleotides. RefSeq lists its product as hypothetical. NCBI's taxonomy places the organism in Eukaryota, Haptophyta, Isochrysidales, Noelaerhabdaceae. The transcript is spliced from 2 exons. The annotation marks the transcript as partial. The record is from RefSeq and is a predicted model, not a curated record.